AAGAAAGUCUGUACGUGGACGUGGAUUCGGACCACAUAUCGUCACAGGACAUCCACACCCCGGUCCUGAUAGGAAAAACCAUGGCGGAAAUCAUUACACCUGACGCUACACUGACAGACGGUGACGGGAGACAUUACAACAACGUACUGGUGACGUCACCGGUGUCAAGAGCAGGGCCAGGAGGUCAAGGUCACAGCCACAAUCCUGGAACGUAUGACGUCAUUGCGGAUCCAGCCAGGGAAGCUUUUGCACCUGAUGAAAUGGACGGUCCGUCUUCUUCCCUGCAGAACGAUUCCACAGGAAAAGGGACCUAUGUGGACAAGGGGAAAAACAAGAAAGCAAGAGCCAGUCCUUAUGCCAACGUGAAUGACGACAACAAAGAGAAACCAAGAACCAGUCCUUAUGCCAACGUGAAUAACGAUAACGUGUCUGGUAGCGUGUGGUUCCAGAAGAAGAAAAGAUGAAACACAGGACAAGACGCAACAGCUAUUUAUGUCUUGAACCUGACUGCGUAUUUUUUUCUUUGAGUUCCCCUGCUAUUUCUAAGGGACAGUCGACUGUUGGUUCUUUAAUUUGAAAUGCAACUGAUUUUUAUGUAUUAAACAGUGUUUCUAACUUUGUAGCGCCCUAUGCCGUCAGGCAGCCACAAUCCAAUUUCAAAGGUACUCUACUAUAAUAUAUUUUUUAUAGUGACAAGAGAUUUCUGUUUUGGUAGAAAUUGAUUUUGGAUUUUGCCUGAGUAGCGACAAAAGCAUACUCUUAUCAAUUUUAAGGACCACCAAGGGAUCUUAAACGUACGAAUCUUGCACACGGGACCUCCGAGAUUUUUCGCCCUUAUCUGAGAUGGCUGACAGUAAUAGAAGUAGCCAGGAGUAGCAGUUGAAAGAGUUGGGAAUAAAGGAGAGUGAACCAGGAGAAGUCCGGGCAUUGAGGGGAGGAGGAGGGGGGGGGGGCGAGAUGGAAGCAGAUGACAGAACAGGACAAGAAAACAGGACAAGAGAUGAAAGGAAGACACACUUAGAGAAGGAAGUUUUUUCGUGACCUGCAGUUUUUGAUCCCGGGACCUUUUGAAUGAGAAGCGAACAGUGUACCUCUAGACCAUGAGAGCCCGUACAGAAUUUUGGUUCUUACAAAAUAGUUUAUCUCAUCGGACAGAAUGAUCCGAACUCACACUGUGACUUCUAUUCAAUUCAAAAUCCUCUCCCCACCACACCAUUCCUCAUUGCCAUUCAUGUAUUAUUAUUUUUUUAUGGAUAAUCCGCGUUCCUUGCCCAAAAUAUUCUAGAGUGGUGUCCUCUUAAAGCAGGCUCUGUUGGUGUCGUGCAGUUUGUCCAAGAGCUGUCACAGUCAAAGCUUGUAGACAAGAAACACAUUCUUAUUUAAACUGUCUUCCUUAACCACUUCUCUAAUCUGACCUCCUUAGAGGAACUCAUUUAUUGUACUUAGACCACACUGCUCAUUAAAUACAGACAGACUGACAAUAUAUAUAUGUGUAGCAUCAUCAUCAUCUUUGUAGGCACAAAUCAUCGACCAGCUGUUCAGAUGUACUGAGCCCAACAUUAAAAAAGAAUGUUUAAGUAGUUUCUUAAUCUGCAAUAUCGGUUGCAUAUGCUUAAGAAAAAUUCUGUCGAAACUCAAAUUGUAAUGUUGAAAGCGAGUGGCUGGUGGGUGCUCGGGUGUGUUUUGCUCCUUCUUUACUAUCAAACAUCUGUCGUCCUUAUCUCUUUUCCUUCUUUUUUGUGAUUUUACUCUCUUGUAACACUUCUUCUAAUCUUCGGCAUUUAUAUGACUAUAUUGUGUUGCAAGUGCCGUAAAACGUAAAACUAUUACUAAAACGAAAAACUAAAAUGUUGAAAAAUGCAAGGAAAUAUAUACAUGAAGGCUAUAACAUAGCGCCGAUUGUUUAAGUAUUGAAAUUUAGUUUUUGCUUUCCCCCUCAUCUGGAGAAUUUUGCUUUCUCGGCUUAGUACAUGUGAAGAGGUUGCCGGCGUUAUACUGUAUAUGUAUUUAUGGAUGUCAAUGCUAUUAAAAACCAGAUGUCACCUCAUUGAUAUUAACGCACAUGCAAAGGUGGAACUGAUUUAUUCGCUUGUUUUCUUUUUCUUUUGUUUUGUAUUUUGGUGUUUUUUGUUUUGCAUGAAUACAAAUUAUUGCAACAUUGAACAACUUUUGAAAACAGGUCAUAAACUCCCCCACCGCCUCCCCCCUUUUUUUCUUCACUCCCUCAAAUUGCCUGAGGCUACAAUUAAUCACAAACAUUGAGGUGGACAUUGGAGGAAUGGCGGGGAUGUGGGGGGGGGGGGGUAUAUUGCUUAUUAAAUAAUUACUCAUUUUGUAUAAAUAGCAAACAUAAACUCUCCUUGCAACCAAAUCUACCAAUUACAGCCAUACAUUUAUAGCUUCACAUUCUAUUAGCCAAAGAUGAGUGCUUUAUUUGUAAAAAAAAAAUAUUAAAAAAAACCCCAUUCGCC
Molecule: messenger RNA, 2471 nt
Organism: Aplysia californica (California sea hare)
Lineage: Eukaryota; Metazoa; Mollusca; Gastropoda; Aplysiida; Aplysiidae
Source: RefSeq, a predicted model, not a curated record